CAUCCGCCUUUGACUCGCAUCUGCCUCCAUCGCAUCCAUGACGAAGCGACCGCUGCUCUCCCGUCCCCUGGACCUGACCCUUCUGGUCUAUCUCCUCCUCCAUCUCCUCCCGUGCGUCCUCAUCAACUCGGCCAUCUAUCUGCCGCCCUCGCCUCUGACUGCCGCCGCCAAUGGUGCCGUGGACCGAUGGCUCGAGAUGUCGGCCGAUCCCUUCGUUUCCGCGUUCGUUCGGGGCACCGGCCCCAAGUGGUAUGCCGCCAUCAUGGCCAGCGAGCUAUUUAUGGAGGUCCCACUGAUGCUCUAUUGCAUCUGGGCCAUCCCUCCAGAUUCACCAAGCUGGCAGAUCCCUGGUGUGAUCUAUGCCACCCAGUGCGUUACGACUGUGCCCAUCAUCCUCUACAGCCUCCUGACCGAGCACCGGGAUCUUCCCUAUGACCAAACCGUCACCAUUGCCAUUGCCAACGUUGUGUUUUUCAUCCUCCCUCUGGUGAUGCUGUACCGGUGCACUUUGGGCUGGUCUGUGCCUUCUUUGCCGUCCAAGCUCAAGAAGCACUAGCUCGACUGGAUAUCGAUACUCGCCUGAUCGUCCGUCGUCAUCGAGUCGGCGCUCGCUUCUGCGUCUCUCGCAGGCAUGUCGCAGACGCACUUGGGUUCCAGCACGCUUGCAAACGGAGAAAAGCUCUUCAUUUGUGUGUAAACAUCUUGCCUCCAACUGUGGGCUGAGACAAUCCCUUGAGCAUAGCGCCGGUCCAAUACACCAUAUCGAAAUCGCA
Molecule: messenger RNA, 773 nt
Organism: Polychytrium aggregatum
Lineage: Eukaryota; Fungi; Chytridiomycota; Chytridiomycetes; Polychytriales
Product: transmembrane protein 6/97
Exons: 2
Coding region: 38-556 (172 amino acids)
Cellular component (GO): endoplasmic reticulum
Source: RefSeq, a predicted model, not a curated record